Molecule: messenger RNA, 2127 nt
Organism: Platichthys flesus (European flounder)
Lineage: Eukaryota; Metazoa; Chordata; Actinopteri; Pleuronectiformes; Pleuronectidae
Gene: dbnla
Product: drebrin-like a
Exons: 15
Coding region: 258-1841 (527 amino acids)
Biological process (GO): regulation of actin filament polymerization; neuron projection morphogenesis; postsynaptic actin cytoskeleton organization
Cellular component (GO): plasma membrane; dendrite; site of polarized growth
Molecular function (GO): actin filament binding
Source: RefSeq, a predicted model, not a curated record
UCUCUCUCUCUCUCUGACUCUCUCUCUCUGAUUCUCUCUCCCUGAUUCUCUCUCUCUCUCUCUCUCUCAUAGGAGCAUACGAGUUAAUGCAGCUGUUCUUGUUCAGAUCCUGGUUCUGAGGUUUGACUCUUCAGACUCUCUCUGCUCUGAGACUGGAAACUCUUAUUCAUCCACCUGGAGCGUUUGAUUCCUCCUGAAGCUGUGGGAUAGUUAGUCUGCCGCGGGUUUGGACUGUGAGUGAGGAGACGUGGAGGAACAUGGCAGUGAACCUGAGUAAGAACGGUGCUGCCCUCAUGGCUGCUUACAAAGAGGUGGUGGACGGAAAGACGAACACAAACUGGGCCCUGUUCACGUAUGAAGGGAACAGUAACGAGAUCCGCCUGGCAGAGAAGGGAGAUGGUGGUUUAGAGGAGAUGGUGGAGGAGCUGAACAGUGGGAAGGUGAUGUACGCUUUCUGUCGUGUUGAGGACCCAAACUCUGGCCUGCCCAAAUAUGUCCUCAUAAACUGGACAGGUGAAGGUGUGAAGGACACUCGUAAAGGAUUCUGUGCCAAUCAUGUGAGCUCCAUGGCCAGUUUCCUCAAGGGAGCCCAUGUGACGAUAAACGCCCGGGGGGAUGACGACGUGGAGCCGCAGACCAUCUUGGCAAAAGUUUCUACAGCGUCAGGAGCCAACUUUAAUUUCCACCAAAAGACAGAAUACAGAGAUGCGCCCAGAGGACCUGUGGUGAGGAGACAAGGAGACACGUGUGGUGGGUUUGUUCACGCUCAGGCUGAAAUGUCCACAACUCAUCCUCUGCUGCGUUUCCAGGGUUCCGUGUAUCGUAAGGUCAACGCUGUGGAGGAGAUUCAACAAACCAAGAAGGACGACUUCUGGCUCCAGACUCAGAGGGACGCAGAGGUGAGUCGACAGGAGGACAGCAAACGAGCCGAGGUGGAGAGACAAAGGAUGGAGAGAGAGAGGAUGGAGAUGGAGGUGAAGCAGACGAGGGAGAGAGAGAUGAGGUCAAAGGAGAGAGGUCAGAGGAUCGAACAGGACAAACUUUAUCAGAAGCAGAGAGAAGAGGAAGCGGAACGAGAGCAGCAGCAGCGACCGAAUCAGCAGGAAUCAGAAAUCAAGAGGACGGGAAUCAGCGCUGCAGCAUCUGUGCAGAAAGCCAACGAGGCCAAAUCCCUGAUAUCUCAGAGAGCGUUUAACCCCAGAGACGUCUUCAAGCAGAGGGAGCAGAGCUUCGAGGCCAACGACAGAUCGUCUACAUCCAGACCUGGGAAGCUGCAGAGUCCGUUUCUGUCUCAGAAAUCCUUUGAGAGGGAAACUCUGAGGAUGCCUCAGUUUCCCACCGCUGGGGUCAAGACUUCUCCUGUCCAGUCUCCGUCUCCUGUCCAGCCCCAGUCUCCUGUCCAGUCUCCUGUCCAGCCCGUCUCACCCCCUGCAGCCCCUUACUACACCUCACAUCUGUCACACUCCCCUGUUCAACCUGCAGGGGAGGAGGAGUGGUCUGAUGAGUUUGAAGACGAUGCAGAUGAAGCGACUCCAGCAGAAUCUCAGGAGUACCUGUAUGUAGCAGCAGAAGAAGAACCAGCAGUGGGACCAGAUCAGAAUCUGUAUGAAAACCUGGAGCUGGGUCACCACACAGCUGAAGAGAACGGUGCAGAGGCGAACGGAGAGAACAUCUGUGCCAGAGCUGUGUACGACUACCAGGCGGUGGACGACAGUGAGAUCACCUUUGACCCUGAUGACAUCAUCAGUGGGAUCGACAUGGUGGACGAGGGCUGGUGGAGAGGUUACGCACCUGAUGGACACUAUGGGAUGUUUCCUGCUAAUUAUGUGGAGCUGCUCUAACUCCUAUCCCCCCCUCUCUUCAGCAGCUGUACUCGAGUACACUACUCGAGUACAUUUACUAUUUUAAUUUCAAAAGUUUUGAUGAUUGAUUUUGUAGUUUCUGCUGUUGACCACAGGAUGGCGCUAUACAACUCGUGGAUUUAACACAGGAUGAGACGCAGUCAGAAUCAGAGGAUUUUCUUUUUUUUAAAUAAAUGACUAUAUUCAUAUUUUGUGUGUGUGUAUUUCAACAAUACUGUAAUGUACUGUACUUUAUAUAUUAAGAUAAAUAAAUAUAUGAAACUUG